CUUCUUCUCCCACUUAAAUUUGCACUUCUCCUCACGUUCAUAACAUUUUCUCUCAUUUGCAAAAUUUAAAUGGUUUCUUCUUCUCAUUAUCAUUACCACAAAGGUGAUGAUGAUGAAUUUGAUUCUAUUUUUGAGGAUAUAUAUGAAAAUCUCGAUUUUAUUCCGGAACCAAAAGAGCGAAAAAACUUAUUUUUAUCGAGAGAAACCGGGAAGAAGGCCACAACAACCUCUGGAAUAAUUAUUUUAGCGACACUCUGACAUAUCCGCACAAUUUAUUCCGGCGACGGUUUCGAAUGAACAAGCCCUUGUUCUUGCGUAUUGUGCAUCGUCUCUCUACAGAAGUAGAGUAUUUUCAACCAACAGAAGAUGCAGCCGGACGGUCUGGUCUAUCACCGCUCCAGAAAUGUACCGCAGCAAUUCGUCAAUUGGCGUAUGGAGGUGGGGCUGAUGCCAUUGACGAAUAUGUACGACUUGGUGAAACAACAGCUCGAAAAUGUUUACACCAAUUUACCGCCGGAAUAAUCCACUUUUUUGGCGAUGAAUACCUCAGACGUCCCACACAAGAGGAUCUUCAAAGACUACUCCAUGUGGGAGAACAACGUGGAUUCCCCGGGAUGGUUGGCAGCAUCGACUGUAUGCAUUGGGAGUGGAAGAAUUGCCCCACCGCUUGGAAAGGAAUGUAUUCACGAGGAACCGGAAAACCAACAAUUGUGUUGGAGGCGGUUGCUUCGUAUGACCUUUGGAUAUGGCACGCUUUUUUUGGAGCUCCAGGUACUAUGAACGAUCUUAAUAUUCUUGAUCGAUCACCUGUUUUUGAUGACAUUAUUAACGGAAUAGCUCCAAAAGUUAACUUCUAUGUGAACGGAAGGGAGUACCAUUUGGCUUACUAUCUGACGGAUGGUAUUUAUCCAAAUUGGGCGACUUUUAUUCAAUCUAUCCGACUGCCACAGGGUCCGAAAAAUUCUUUAUUUGCUAAAAACCAAGAAGCCGUCCGAAAAGAUGUUGAGCGUGCGUUUGGGGUCCUCCAAGCAAGUCCAAGAUGAACGAGAUUCACAGACUCUAGAGGAAUUUCAAGAUGAGGAUUUUACAUUUGCCGUUAAAAAGACUACAAAACACGGCAAUAGAAUUUCUCGUCGCAAAGAAGUUCGGGAUCCACACAUUCAUCAACAAUUAAAAGAAGAUUUGAUAGAAAAUAUAUGGGAUAAAUUUGGAGAUCUUCAAUAAAAUUGUUUGCUUGCCCAAUCUACAAAUUCAAUAAAAAUGUUUGUUUGCUUUUAUUUAUGUUCUUUGUAAAAAAAUUUCCAAACUUUGUACUUUUAUUAUGUUUUCAAUUUUAAUGUAAUAUGUUUUAUUUUAAUGUAAUAUGUUUUAUU
Brassica napus (rape) is the source of this 1373-nucleotide messenger RNA. RefSeq lists its product as uncharacterized. The transcript is spliced from 2 exons. NCBI's taxonomy places the organism in Eukaryota, Viridiplantae, Streptophyta, Magnoliopsida, Brassicales, Brassicaceae. The record is from RefSeq and is a predicted model, not a curated record. The coding region runs from base 294 to 1043 and encodes 249 amino acids.